Molecule: messenger RNA, 1984 nt
Organism: Eptesicus fuscus (big brown bat)
Lineage: Eukaryota; Metazoa; Chordata; Mammalia; Chiroptera; Vespertilionidae
Gene: AP1S2
Product: adaptor related protein complex 1 subunit sigma 2
Exons: 6
Coding region: 148-663 (171 amino acids)
Biological process (GO): intracellular protein transport; vesicle-mediated transport
Cellular component (GO): membrane coat; AP-1 adaptor complex; intracellular membrane-bounded organelle
Molecular function (GO): clathrin-cargo adaptor activity
Source: RefSeq, a predicted model, not a curated record
UUUUGUGCCGGUGAAGUGUUUCAAGUGAGGUGCAGCAAGCCAAUUUUAACUUGGAUAAAGUUAAAUUGCUGCAUCAUACCUUACUGAGUAUCUUGCUGAUGCCUGUUUGGAUUAGUACAAAAAGCGACAAUAAUUUCUUAGCGAAAUAUGCAGUUUAUGUUGCUUUUUAGUCGUCAGGGAAAGCUUCGGCUGCAGAAAUGGUAUGUCCCACUAUCAGACAAAGAGAAGAAAAAGAUCACAAGAGAACUUGUUCAAACCGUUUUAGCACGGAAGCCUAAAAUGUGCAGCUUUCUUGAGUGGCGAGAUCUGAAGAUUGUUUACAAGAGAUACGCUAGUCUGUAUUUUUGCUGUGCUAUUGAGGAUCAAGACAAUGAGCUAAUUACCCUGGAAAUAAUUCAUCGUUACGUGGAAUUACUUGACAAGUAUUUUGGCAGUGUGUGUGAGCUUGAUAUCAUCUUUAAUUUCGAGAAGGCUUAUUUUAUUUUGGAUGAGUUUCUUUUGGGAGGGGAAGUUCAGGAAACAUCUAAGAAAAAUGUCCUUAAGGCAAUCGAGCAGGCCGAUCUGCUGCAGGAGUUUCAGGAGGUUCUUGGCGUCCCUAGAAAUCCAUCUCCGGACACUCUAAGCCACGUCAUGAAUAUUUUAAUGUCCCAGUGUACUAAAUGACUACUCGACGGGUAUGCAGACUCUUACAGAGGAAAUAGAGAGCUGAUAUACUUAUGAAAGAAAAUAUCCUCAGCUUGGUGACCAUCUUAUAAUAAUAGAAUGUUCCAAAUCAACACCUUUACAAUUGUAACUUUGUUCCUGUUCUUAUUCCUCUUUUUUGUUUUAUUUCCUUUCUAUAUGUGAUCUUGAUGUAGCUUAUUCCUGCUUUUGCAGCUGGUUUAAUUUCUUAAAAAAUAUGACAUAUGAAUGUUUUAGUAAUAUUUCAUCUUAAACACAUCCAUGUCAUUUGUGAGCCAUUUGUGAUUAAUCUUGUUAAGAGGAAAACUUAGCAAUCAUUACAAUGUUUACCAAAGAAAAUACAGCUGAAAUGCUAAGUCCAAAUAAUUAGUGCCAUAAUAUAUAGUGUGGCUUGGUGUUCAAAUGUUGAAAAAAACACACCUAUAUUUAGUCUAUAUGAGCUAAUGUGUUUUAAUGUAUCACAUAAAAGUGUAUUCAGAAAUACAAGAAAGUAAAAUCUGUACUAUGACAUAAUUUAAGGUGAAACACACAGUUUUUAAGAAAUUUGUAAUGCCACAUUUAUUGAAGAUCAAACAAUCCUUUAAAAACUAACAGAAAGCUAUGUCAGAAAAUCUGAUCUGCAAUAUCUAUUUAAUAGUAAGUAACCCUUUCAAAGCAUUAAUACUGAGUAUAGUCAAAUUUGAAUAUUCAGUUUAAAUACUUAUAUUUUAAUGGUUAUGGUUUUAUCAUAUAGUCUUCAUUUAAAAUUCUUAUGAUUUAUUAACUAUGGUUUUAUAUUUCUUAAUAUUGAUCAUUAUUGUGUAUACUUUCAAUAAAACAUGCAACAUACUUUAUUACAAAAGGAAAGUACCAAAUAAUUCAUUGUUUAUACCUAGAGAGUUCAAAGCCUGAGUUAAGUAAGCUAUCAUUAAACAGUAAAUUCAAAAGUGCUCAAACUGGUUUACCACUAAAGGAAGACCAUGAAAGUGUGUAUCAGGCAGGCAUGCAGAUCAGUUCGUAACAUUCUUACCAUGGCACCUGGAUGGGCUAUCAGAUGAGAAAUUUAGCAUUAUACAUUGAAAGCAUUGGGAAACAUUGGUCUUUCAUUUCCAUUUUCCCCUCCAUACCACCCUGCAAUGUAUUAUUUAUCCGGUUUUAAUGAUGCAUAAAUAUGCAUUGUCUCAUGCCUGUUUGCUCUGGAUGUUGUGUGCUGAGCUGUAACAAUAUGUUGCUUCUUUUGUUUUCUGUAUACAGCUGCUUGCUUUAAAUUAGUCAAUUCUGAAAUAGCUUUCCUUGCAUGUCUAAAAUAAAAAUAUUGCAUGUA